CCUCCAUCAUGACAAAACUGAAUUUGCAAUCGCGUGAACACCAGGGUCGAUGCCACACAACUCAGACGAACCGCCAUCUCCCCGACCUGGGCCGCCCGCACUACUGCGCUCAUCAGGAUUCCGCGUGGCGCUAUUGUUACUCGCACCGUUUUUCGCGCUGUUGCUGACACUUUGGGGCAUCGUUGGCCGCAUCCUCACACUUCCGCCCAAGCCCGUAGUUGUCACAGCUUUCAUCGUGACGUGGGUCCUGUACCUCUGCAUCCCGCACAUUCCUGUACGUCUGCUGGACUGGCCGCUUGUCAUCACUCUGGGCCUCGCCAUCCUCUCGCUGUUGCCGCGACACAACAGCCACGUCGCUCAUGGUGUUGUGACGGCUUCGCUCGUAGUCUACGCCAUCAUCCGCGUGAGCCUCACGAGUCUGGAGAGCGGCACUACCGAGAAAGCCAUUGUGGAGACGUUGGCAGCGCUCUGCUGCCUAUUUCCAGCAUGGUUAUCUAUUUGCAACUUGCAUUUGUGGCUGCCGUCAGAUCUAGAUGAACUGGAGAAGGUCGAGAGGAAGAUUUACGAACACUUCAUUGUGACGGAGUUCUCGCAGAGGAAAGUUGCAGGUCUCGGUACAAUUUAUGUGCCAUAUUGCGGUGAUAGCAAGCAACUUCCGCCAAGGAAUUUGGUUCUCGUGCACGGAUAUCUCGCGGGUAACGCAUUCUGGACAGCUAACCUACAAACUCUUGCGAAGUCUUUCAACGUGGUACGUCCGCUAUAGUAUGGUGAUGGUGUGAAAAUUGUGAGAUUAACGGUUGUUGUCGUAAUUUCUGGUAGUAUGCAGUCGAGUGGAAAGGGAUUGGACGGUCAGACCGUCCGAAAUGGCAUCCAAAGACGGAUGAAGAAAUGGAUGACUUCUUUGUAGAGUCCUUAGAAGACUGGAGGCGUGAGGUUAAUCUCGAUCGCUUCAUCCUUUGUGGCCAUUCAAUGGGGGUACGUUGGUCAUGGCAUUCGUGGUGUAAUGUCAUUCUAACAUCUCGAUGUAACAUCGACAACUGCUGUAUUCAGGCCAUGUAUAGUACUUAUUUUGCGGAGAAAUACCCGCAACGUGUUGAACACCUUAUCCUGAUCUCGCCCGCUGGAGUCAAUAGCAGCGGCCUGACACAAGAGGAUCUUCCCUCGUUUUUGAGGUUCACGUCGCUGUUCUACAUCACUCCAAUGAGCGCAAUUCGGUUCGCGGGUCCACUAGGCCCGAGUCUUGUUCGAUGGUCGUGGCGUCAACGCAUCAAAUGGACGCCGGCGACGAACAUCGUUCGAUCAGGGGAAGCGGACUUCGGUCUCAUUACAGAUUAUUGCUACCACAACUGGGCUCUUCAGGCCUCGGGCGAUAUCGCAUUCUACACACACUUGCACCCGGGAGCAAGUGCUAGACGCCGUGCAUUGGAUAGUAUUCUUACCCCGGAGAAACUUCACGUGCCGCUAACCAUUAUGUACGGUGGUGGCAUGGACUGGAUGAAUUCGGAAUACGGUGAGGCAGUUGUUCGUCGGCUGGAAAAGACCCGAUAUGCCGUUUUCCGACUGGUGCCCAUGUCGGGUCACCAGGUGUUCAUGGACAACCCGAGCGACUUCAAUCAAAUGCUCGUCCAGGCGGUGCGCGACCAGGAGCAUGCGGCCACGCAAUUCAAUCAACAGCCAGCUGGCCUAUAGAUUUGGUAUGGACACUAAUAAUAUCCAUUUUGGCAGAUAUGUUCAUCAUGUGGUGGCUCUCAUAUCCCAUGCUGGCAGAUAUCUUCACCAACAAAAGAUGCAGAUCUCUUGUGUGUUUGUCAGAUGGACGGGAGAGCAACCUAAUUUGAGGCAAGCCAUCAUACAUGUGGGCGUUCCAUACCAAGUUCGAGCUCGGAUCGCAGUCGCCUUCAUCUACACACUACAUGCUUUGCAUUGUGCAACUUACAUCUCCAGACUGAGAACCUUUGAAAUGGCGAACCGCAGCGAGGACGAGUGGAGUCUGGUGAGCGACAAUGAAGAAGUGCUUUCAGAUGUGAGCUUCGACGAAAUCGAUCCUGAACCUGAAGUCCAUGUACCAGAAGUGACAGUGUCGAAGACGGAAGUGUCUGCUCGCAUUGGCAACGAAGUUGAUGCAGAGGAAGAAAAAGCAGGCGUGCUAUCGCUUCUCGCCGACACGAUAAUCUCGUCCGAGCGUUCAGUCGAGAGUUACUCUCGUGAGAUUCGCGUUUCGUUGCUCUCACCAGCUCACCAAGAAUGGAUUUUGGGGUCUUCUCGAUGCUCUCCACAAAUCUCGACGAUCGAUUCUCCCGAGCGCAACGUUAAGCUAGCAUUUAUCGAAUCUGAUGUUCGCCCUAAGUCGUUCCCUGAUCGCCUGCGAGUUAUAACAGCAGCUAUGCGUCCACUUCCACAAACAGAAGAACCACCAAAGUACACCGAAGUCACUCCGUUCAAGCAGAAUCAAUCCACUCAAGUCGACUUUGAUGCUCCACCUGUGAAGUCGCACGAAAACCGUGCAACACUACUACGCGAUGCACUAGAUCGGUCCAUGACGUUGACAAACCAACUCCGUGCCAAGUCUCAGGACAGCGAGCGACUUUCCCUUCGCAUCGCAGAACUGGAGAGCGUGAUCGUCCAAACCGAGCAGAAGACUCGACGUCAUGCAAUGGUGAUCACGAUGAACGAACGCAGUUUAACGCUUGCCAAGCAACAGGCCAAACUCAGCGUCGAGUAUCAAGAUAAUCUGAAGGCAAUUGCUGACAGUCUCAGACGAGAAAAUUCCCAAUUGACUGCUCAGAAUGCGGCUCUGCGUGGAGAGGACGAAGCUUUGGCUGUACGCAGCUUGGCCGAUCUUGAAGAAUUGGAAACUAUGCUGGCACGCGGCGUGGAGAGCGUUCGCGCUGCUCUUCGAGCCAAGUACCGAGCUGCCAUUGAGAAGCAGCGCGAAAAUGACCUCUGUGUUGUGUGUUUUGAAAAGCCGGUAUCGGUGGUUCUGCUGGCCUGUCGACACCAAGUUCUUUGCGCUUCUUGUGCUGUGCGAAUGACAACAUGCCCCAUCGACCGCAAGGACAUUCAGGACAAAGUUCUGACCUAUGGACUCAACGCCUACACGACCAGUUCGAGUUAGAUCGUACAGUUUGAGUAGCGACAACGCGAACAAAGCGUAUUCCGUUUACCGUUUCAAUGAACGAGUACAUUUGUCUGGAUAACC
This is a messenger RNA of Phytophthora nicotianae INRA-310, 3199 nucleotides long. RefSeq lists its product as hypothetical. Lineage: Eukaryota; Oomycota; Peronosporomycetes; Peronosporales; Peronosporaceae. The record is from RefSeq and is a predicted model, not a curated record. The transcript has 3 exons. Bases 1547 to 3115 code for a protein of 522 amino acids.